Messenger RNA from Cheilinus undulatus (humphead wrasse), 1335 nucleotides. Its product is annotated as G-protein coupled receptor 4-like. NCBI's taxonomy places the organism in Eukaryota, Metazoa, Chordata, Actinopteri, Labriformes, Labridae. Bases 208 to 1062 code for a protein of 284 amino acids. Gene Ontology annotation, biological process: phospholipase C-activating G protein-coupled receptor signaling pathway; positive regulation of Rho protein signal transduction. The transcript has 4 exons. Gene Ontology annotation, molecular function: G protein-coupled receptor activity. Gene Ontology annotation, cellular component: membrane. The record is from RefSeq and is a predicted model, not a curated record.
CUGCUCCCUUGUUUCACAUGGUUUGUGAUGAUGUUAGUUUCUGCCUUUCACAGUUGAUGCAUGUAUGACUUUUUUUCCUGACUUCCUUCAAGAGCAGUGUAUUAUCAUGAGUGAUGUGAUCACUUACCAUAAUCACCAAAGUCAGUUUGGAUGCAGAGAAACAUCAGAGAUCAGUGAAGAGACUUCAUCCAGGUUUCACUCUAAAGAAUGGCAAACAUCUCUGAUAACACCACCCUCCUGAAUGAGGAUUAUGACAACCUCUUCUUUAUCAGGCAUGUAGUGACAUACAUCAUCGUUGGUAUCGGUCUCCCUUUGUUACUCAUGGCCAUCUAUGCUCUCUACUCUCUGGUAAAGAAUGGUCAGGUGGCUCCAAUCUACAUCAUCAACCUUCUCAUAUCUGACUUCAUUCAGCUCUGCUGUAUGAUCGUUCAGGAGUCCAAACCUGAGGAAGAGAUGACAAAGAACAUUGUGGUCCGUACUUACAGAUGUGCCGGAUUAACUAGUGUUGGCUUCAUGGUGUGUAUUUCACUGGAACGAUAUUUGGUCAUCGCCCACCCACUGUGGUACCGCUUCAGACGAACCAUCAGGAUCUCUGUGGUGGUCUGUGUUGUAGUCUGGAUCAUACCUCCCUUCUGUUACGUUGCUGUGUUCCCCUGGGUUACUAUGGUUGUAAAACGAAUCAUCUUCACCAUCUUGCUCAUCAUUCCCUUCCCACUGUUCAUUUUCUUCCUAAUUGGGACCCUCAGAGCUCUCUCUACUUCUGUCUCAGUCCCCUCUGAUGAAAAACAGAGAAUUGUGGCAAUCUUAGUCCUGGUGCUGCUGAUUUAUACUCUGCUGUUCCUGCCCAGUAUUAUUUGGCUCAUUGUGAAAACAUACAUCUAUAAUUACACUCUAGAUGUCCUGUCCCUCAUGUCUGUAAGGCUGAGUCCACUUGCAGACUUACUUCUGUAUGUUUUCAUCAAAAAAGAGACCUUUGGGAAGAUUUGGACCUCUGUGUGCUGUUGCAGAAAGGAGAACAAUGACACCAACAACAUCAACACAAUCAGUCUAGACCACAUUUAGACCAGUGGUUAUCAGUUAGGGGGGCGGAGCCAAAAAGUAGCUCAUUGAUCUGUUUUCAGAAGGUCACAGAUAUGGGGGCCAGAAGUUAUGGAUGUCUGAGUGAGCCCAUGUACAUCCAUCUGACUACCAGAAAAAACAUAUUGUCCAGUCAUAUUUUUUAAUUCCCACCCUUUGCAGCUAUAACAGCUUCAACUCUUCUGGGAAGACUUUCCACAAGGUUUAGGAGUGUGUUUAUGGGAAUUUUUGACCAUUCUUCCAGAAGCGCAUUUGUGA